Messenger RNA from Juglans microcarpa x Juglans regia, 3428 nucleotides. RefSeq lists its product as uncharacterized. The transcript has 10 exons. Bases 287 to 3199 code for a protein of 970 amino acids. NCBI's taxonomy places the organism in Eukaryota, Viridiplantae, Streptophyta, Magnoliopsida, Fagales, Juglandaceae. The record is from RefSeq and is a predicted model, not a curated record.
GCCAAAAAAAAAAAAAAAAACAAGAAACCAAUGUUAGAGGGAGCAUUGAACACGUGCUCCUACAGCCUACACACGCAGUGACAGGCACAAAAUCACAUUUACAGUACACAACAAACUAAAACCCUAGAAAUUCCCCCCAAUCUCCUGCACUUCAAUCAAUUAUCUCUUUCUCUUCCUCUCUCCAUGCUGUUGUAGACUAGCUCCUUGGAAUUCUUACUCAUAUCCCCGGAUUCGAUUCCUCUCUCACCACUGUUUCCUUCCUUUCUAGCUUUCAUUUUUUUUUUCUAUGGCUUCUACGACUGCCACGUGCUCCCCGAGUUCUCUCCAGCUCCGACUCGCUUUCAAUUGCCGCAGAUCCCCAGAAAUUCUCGUGCGGAUGCGGAUGGGGAAGCCGAUUUCUCGGUUUCGGGUGCUCUGUGUAGCUCAAGACGAAUCCCGAAAUGGGAGUGCAUCGGGACGCCGUCGUGAUUGGGCUUUGUGGGUCGGUUCCGAUUCUACAGUUGAUGGGUUCUCUGGAUGGUCCGAGUCCGAUGGUAAUGACGAGUCUGUUGAGUCUCAGAGGAAGAAAUGGUUUGGAGGAGUAGCUGGAGUCAUCCUUUUCUCGGGGCUUACAUUUGCAGCAUUUUCUUUCAGUAAACGAAACAAUUUGAGAUCAAGCCAACUGAUGGAGCCCUUGAAUACUCAGCAGGAAGUAUCAUUGACCUCUGAUGACCAGAAUGAUGACGUUAAAGAUGGGAAUGCAAGUGGCAAUAUUAAGCCAGAAGAUAGUAGUCUGGAUGGUGGGACAGGUACAUAUAAGGAUUCUUCUUCAUGUCCUGGCUUUGAUGAAAAUCCCAGCAAAAGUAAAAGUAGUGAUGAUUCUGACUGCGGGGUAUCAUCAGUACAAGAUAUUGUAUAUGCAUCUAAUGUUACUGAUGGCAAUAAAAAUGCUUCCAUUCAAGAAGAUUUGCAGCAUGAAUCAACUUUUGAUGACACCCUUAAUUUGCCUGAAUCUGAAAAUGUUGGUGAUACUUUUGUUACCUCUGGAUUUAAAGAUGUUGACAACAACUCUCCUGUGGGUACAGCAGAAUUAAGUUCUGAGCUUACUGAGAACCCUGUUAAUGUCAAACAAACCAAUUUGUUAGUCUCUGAUGCUAAUUCGUCAGAGAUCAACACUGACCUCCAGGAUGAAAUAUAUGGUUCAAGUGAGCAUCAAAAUCCUAAUCUUUCAUUGGAUUCUUCUUUUACUACUAUUGCUCACACAGUCAAUGAGCCCGUGGCUCUGAAUGGCUCUGCCAGUUCACAGUUAUAUACAACUUUAGAAACUCAAGACUCACCCAAAAAUGAUAUAGAGACUGUAGCCCAACCUUCAACCAAAGAAAAUCCUGGCCUUAUCGAAACAGCGCAGGUCUCAGCUGAGAAGAAUAGUUCAUCCCUGGAAGGUCAUAACUUUAGUGAAAGUGAGUCAUCUGGAACUUCUCUGUCGGCGUUAGCCUACACGUUUGCAAAUGAAAAAGAUUCAAACCAUCCUAAUGAGAUGAAUAGAAGCAGAUCAGAAUCAACAUAUCCUGGGAAUUCCUUCUCCUCCACUGGUAUACCUGCUCCAUCUGUUGUUUCUGCAGCUCUACAGGUGUUUCCCGGAAAGGUUUUGGUUCCUGCAGUUGUUGAUCAGGCUCAGAGUCAUGCACUGGCCGCACUUCAAGUUUUAAAGGUCAUUGAGGCUGAUGUUCAACCUAGUGAUCUAUGUACCCGUCGUGACUAUGCUCGUUGGUUAGUCUCUGCAAGCAGUGCCCUUUCAAGGAACACAAUUUCAAAAGUAUAUCCUGCAAUGUAUAUAGAGAACGUUUCUGAGCUUGCAUUUGAUGAUAUCACACCUGAUGACCCUGAUUUUGCUUCCAUUCAAGGCUUGGCAGAAGCUGGACUUAUUGCAAGCAAGCUUUCAAGACGGGAUAUGCUUUCUUCUUUAGAUGAAGACCAGAGUCCAUUCUACUUUUCUCCAGAAAGGCCUCUAUCACGUCAAGACCUUAUCAGUUGGAAGAUGGCUUUAGAAAAAAGACAGCUCCCUGAAGCCGACAGAAAGAAGCUGUAUCAAAUAUCUGGUUUCAUUGACGUUGAUAAGAUACACCCAGAUGCAUGUCCUGCACUUGUGGCUGAUAUAUCUGCUGGAGAACAGGGAAUCAUGGCUCUUGCAUUUGGUUACACACGACUCUUCCAGCCAGAUAAACCAGUCACAAAAGCCCAGGCUGCUGUUGCCCUCGCAACUGGUGAGGCUUCUGACAUUGUAAGUGAGGAGCUUGCACGAAUAGAAGCAGAAUCAAUGGCAGAAAAUGCAGUUGCGGCACAUAGUGCAUUAGUAGCUGAAGUUGAGAAAGAUAUCAAUGCAAGUUUUGAAAAAGAGCUUUCCUUGGAGAGGGAAAAAAUUGAUGCUGUGGAGAAGAUGGCUGAGGAGGCAAGGCAAGAAUUGGAAAGAUUAAGAACUGAGAGAGAGGAAGGUAAUAUUGCCUUAAUGAAAGAACGUGCUGCUGCUGACUCAGAAAUGGAAAUUCUUUCACGGCUGAGGCAUGAUGUUGAGGAGCAGUUGCAGAGCCUAAUGACUAGCAAGGCUGAAAUAUCAUAUGAAAAGGAAAGGACCAGCCAACUUCGGAAAGCAGCAGAAAUUGAAAACCAGGAGAUUGCCCGCUUACAAUAUGAGCUAGAGGUUGAGCGAAAAGCAUUGUCUAUGGCCAGGGCUUGGGCCGAGGAUGAGGCAAGAAGAGCAAGGGAACAAGCGAAAGUCUUGGAAGAGGCUCGAUAUCGCUGGGAGAGGCAAGGUAUCAAAGUAGUUGUUGAUGAUGACCUGCGGGAAGAGACCACUGCUGGAGUUUCAUGGCUUGAUGCUGGAAAACAGUUCUCGGUUGAUGGAACGGUUAAGAGGGCUGAGAAUUUGGUGGACAAGCUCAAAACAAUGGCAAUGGAUUUGAGAGGGAAAUCCAGAGAUAUAAUUGAUAAAAUCAUCCAGAAGAUAGCAUUGUUGAUAUCAAAUUUGAGAGAAUGGACCACCAAGGCUGGAAAACGAGCUGAAGAAAUACAGCAAACUGCCAUUUCGAGGGCAAGUAGAUCAGCACAGGAGUUGCAGCAAAGCACGGCAGAAUUGAACCUGUCCCUUAGGGACGGGGCAAAGAGAGUCGCUGGAGAUUGUAGGGACGGAGUGGAGAAACUCACCCAAAGGUUCAAGACAUGAUCUCUCUCUCUCUCUCUCUCCCCUUCGAAUAAUUUUCUGCAGUGAUUGGCUGCCGAGAACUGGGAAAUGUAAUUUUGUUUUCAUUUUCCUCGCAUCUUUCCCAUGUAUUUGUGCAUUGGGGAUUUGGUCUGCCGCGAUACUGGGUUGUAGAAGAAAAUAUCAACACUGAGAAGUGAUUUGUGUCCAAAUGAAAAUAAAGAGAUGCAAAAAAGGAAUGAUUGUAGGAUAA